Molecule: messenger RNA, 1833 nt
Organism: Eimeria mitis
Lineage: Eukaryota; Apicomplexa; Conoidasida; Eucoccidiorida; Eimeriidae
Exons: 10
Coding region: 1-1833 (610 amino acids)
Biological process (GO): regulation of transcription by RNA polymerase II
Cellular component (GO): nucleus
Molecular function (GO): transcription cis-regulatory region binding
Source: RefSeq, a predicted model, not a curated record
AUGGGGCCCUCCAAAAGCCUCAGCAGCAGCAGCAGCAGCAGCAGCAGCUGCAGCAGCAGCAGCAGCAACUGCAGCAGCAGCAGCAGCAGCUGCAGCAGCAGCAGCAGCAGCAGCAGAAGGGAUGUGUUGCUGUUGAUGGUUGUGUUUACCACUGCUUCGUUGCUGCGGCUGCUGCUGCAUGUCAGUGUUGUGUCUCUCCCCAGCAGCUUGCUGCUGCUGUGCGGCAGCAGCAGCAGCAGCAGCAGCAGCUUCGACGAGGGUUUAGCUAGAGAGACAGUGGGGCUGCAGCCUUUUGCUGCUGGGGUGUAUAGUCACCUCCCCCCUCUUUUCUCUCUGCUGAAGGCAGUUACAGGCUGCAGCAGCAGCAGCAGCACCAGCAGCAGCAGCAGCAGCAGCAGCAACAGCAGCAGCAGCAGCUGCAGAGAUUCCGCGUUUCUGCUGCUGCUGCUUGUCGAUCUGGGUAUUGCUGCUUCUCUUGCUGCAGCAGCAGCUUCUAUACAGCAACCCAAGCAAGAAGAGCAGCAGCAACAGCAGCAACAGCAGCAGCUGCAACAGCAGCAGCAGCAGCAGCAGCAGCAGCAGCAGCAGCAACCGAGGGAAUGCAGAAACACCUCGCGCUUCAUCCGCCCCUGGGUUGCUGCUGCUUUUUUCCUCUUUCAUCCUUACACUGUUAUAAGCAGCAUCAGUCUGUCUUUUCAGAGCCUGCCGCGGCUGCUGCUGGCGGUGACGAUUGCCGCUGCUGCUGCUGCUGCUUCACGUUCAGCAGCAGCAGCAGCAGCAGCAGAAACAGCAGCAGCAGCAGCAAAAGCAGCAGCAGAAAUAGCAGCAAAUUCAACCAAGGCUACGGCACCAUCGACAAAGACCGAGCAGCAGCAGCUGCAGCAGCAGCAGCAGCAGCAGCAGCAGCAGCUGCAGCAGCAGCAGCAGCAGGCGCUGCGGAUGAGGGGCCGGCUUAGACAUGGGCUGCAGCCUCUCCCGCCAGAAAAAGCAGCAGCAGCAAGUGCUGCUGCUGCAGUAUGGCGGGGUUUUGUUUUUUUGAUAGCCACAGCAGCAGCAGCAGUUCUGCUUCUUGCUGCUGUUGCUGCUCAAGCCAACUGGGACUGGGUAAGCACAGCAGCAGCAGCAGCAGCAGCAGCAGCAGCAAGUGCAGCAGCAGCAGCAGCAAAUACAGCAACAGCAAUAGUAGCAGUGGCAGUUUCAGCAGCAGCAGCAGCAGCAGCACUGUCAGGCACAGCAGCAAGAGAACAGUCAGCAGCGGCAGCAGGAGAAACUGCAGCAGCAGCAGCAACAGCAGCAGCAGCAGCAGCAGCAGCAGCAGCAGCAGCAGCAGCAGCAUGUGUUUUUGUGUGGCAGGCACCAGGUCAGCGUAGGCCUCCCAUGAUUAGGGCGCUAGGGUUUGUGCUGAUGGUUCCGGUGGCUCUGCGUUUUGUUGGGGACCCCCUGGCUCACUGCCAGGCUGCUUUGGCGCUGAUGUUUCAACAGAACCCCGGCCUAGGAGACUUCGCCUUCCUCCACGUUCUGCUGGCCUUUCACUUGAGGGACAUCUUCCAGCGUAUAGCUUUUUCGAAGCUCGUGGCGUUGGCGCUGGUGGUGUCUCCGCUGAUGCCUGUGGGGUUUUCUCUUUGGAUGGAUCGGGGAUCGACUGCUCCCAACGUGGCCUUCAGCAUGCAGACUCUGCAUCAUCUCUUUACAUGCCUUCUUGUGGCGGAGACCGUUCGAGUUGCUGCUCACAGGCAGCAGCGCUACGAGCGGCAGCAGCAGCUGCUGCUGCAGCAGCAGCAGCAGCAGCAGCAGCAGCAGCAGCAGCAGCAGCAGGAGGCUGCUUCAAAUUAA